This is a messenger RNA of Colletotrichum gloeosporioides, 894 nucleotides long. RefSeq lists its product as uncharacterized. The coding region runs from base 1 to 894 and encodes 297 amino acids. The record is from RefSeq and is a predicted model, not a curated record. NCBI's taxonomy places the organism in Eukaryota, Fungi, Ascomycota, Sordariomycetes, Glomerellales, Glomerellaceae. The transcript has 3 exons.
AUGGACGACCGAAGCCAGCGCCAAGAGGGCGCGGUCCCUGCCGGCACCGACACCGACAGUGCCAGCAGCGACGCCAUCACCACGACCUACCCUGAGGCUAAUUCCGGCGACGACACCCGCUCCGAUGGUCACGCAGAGCAGACGGAAGAGGACGAGACCAACGACGAUGAUGGCAUCCCCCGCACUGCCGCCGGCCGCCGCUUCGCCACCAGCCCCAUCCAUCCCGACGCCUCAACAUCGACGCACUACUGCAGCCGCUGCCGGAAGACGCGGUACCGGUGGUGGUUCGAGCGCUUCCCCACCAAAGACCCUCGCAACCUGCGGGGCGCCGGUAUGCAAUGCGUGUGGCAGCAGGCGAAAAAGGACCCGGGCGACUGGGUCGAGGAAAACUGCCCGUGGCUCUUUGACGGGUUCUGUCCCUGCCACUGGCAUGAUCGCGGACACCACGACUACGGGUUCUGUCCCUCGUCGGGUCGGAAGCCUUUCAAGCUUGUGAAGUAUACUGAUACACACGAGGGAAACUUUACGCAGAUGCUGGUUGGGGAUAGCAACUAUGCCAAGCUGUUUCCCACCGGAGAGACCCAGGCCGGAGAUCAGGACCAGACUUUGAGUGAGAUACACGGUGUGGCCAAAGACUUGGGUCUCGACGGCGAGAUGCUCGUCGACAACAUAGAUGCUCAGAAGCCCCCAAACGACCGAACGCAGCAGGGUGGCAUGGACAUGAUGGUCUCUGAGAGCGCCGAUACCGAGGGUGUUUCUACCGGCGAGGCUCAUGGCCAGACUCAGAAUGAUGAUGUCCACGAUGAGGAAACCCUUCUGGGUUUCGGACCCAUCGUUGAGUAUGUUCGUGCCCAAGAAUCGGCUGAGGACUCUGAGCAGCACUACCUCACUUGA